AUGACAACUGAAUUAGAUUCUUCAAGUAAGAUGCUACAAAGUAACGGGAUCUCUAAUGGAUUGCAGGACUUCAAUAACCAGGCAAAGUUCGAUACUCCGAUGACAAAUAGUAAUCAAUCCAAUGAUCCAGUUUCGGUACCGAAUAGCAUAAAUAAACUACCUCCUAGUUAUACUAGACUUUCUUUAGAAACAAAUAAACCACCCACGAUACCUCAUGUCCAAAUCAAUCAAACUUCUUUAUCUCUAAUCAUAAGGAAUUUAACCGUCUUUACCAUCAAAGAAAUUUCUCAGUAUAUGAAAACAAAUUUACACAAUACGAUGGAUAAUUCAAAAACAACUAAGAAAAUAAACUUUUUAAAUCUGAUCAUUUUCUUAAGAAAUCAGUUUUUGAAAUUAUACGUUUUAAUCAAAUGGUCACGUACAAUUAAAAACAAUAAUUUCCACAUAUUGAUUGAUUUAUUGAACUGGUUCAGGACGACGAAUAUGUCUGUAAAUAAUUGUAUUUGGUCGUUAAAAUCAAGUCUAGAGUCAAUGACUAAUGCUAAAUUACCAAAUGUGGAUCUUAUUACAGCUUUAGAAGUCUUGAGCUUAGGUAGACCAAAUUUACAAACUUUCAAAAUUUUGAAAAACGACAAUUUGAACUAUGUUAAUGGAAUGAUUGAGAUACCUUCAAAUUUAAUAAUAUCAAAAUUGAAUGACUUAAAUUUAGUUAAUUCAAUCAAAAUAUCAAUGAUGGAAGUACCUCCUCAAUUCAACAAUUAUAAUGUUAAAAAUGGUAAGAUUUACAUCACUGUUCCAGGAGAGUUUGAGAUUCAGUUAUCUACAGUGGAUCAUCAAUCUAAUCUAUUCUUUGUGGAUCUCACUUUACUCCUCAAUUCUUCAUCGGAAACAAAAGAAUCUAAUGAUGAAACCACCUCUGAUACUGGAAAUAAUAAUAGCAAUGAUACUUCUAAUAUGGAAAAUAAUGAUGAUAAUAAAAGUAGCAGUCCAGGGAAUAAAAUUAUUUCAAAAAAUUUUGAUAAUUCGUUACCUUUAAAUAAACAAAGACUGGAAAAAGUAAUCAAUGAAAUCCUUUUCAAAAGUAGUAAACCGUUAUUUUCAUUGUAUCAAUUUUUACAUAAAUAUAUCUUAACGUUGAAGCUUUAUAUGAUCCACAUGGAAUUACUGAAUUUGGAGACUCUAGGAAAAUAUUCUGGUGGUAAUUUAAUCCAUUCGUAUGAUUCCAAAAAAUCAAUUAUUAAUGGUAGAUACUGGAUUAAUGGUAAAACAGGAAAUAAAGGAAAAUUCACAAUAGGCGUUGCCAAAAGCACAGAGACUCUUGUCUUAAGAUGGGAUAAUUAUAAUGAAAUUUCUACUCAGGAUAAGACACCUUCGAUUUAUCCAGAUCUUUUGAACAAUAUUGAAAAUAUCUUAGAUGAAAUCAUGUUCAAUCACGCAAAUCUAAUUAGAUUGGAUCUUUUAUCUAAGAAAGUUUUCCAAGAAGAUGAAGAUAAUCUAGAUGUACUAUUAUUUCAGUUACCAACAACGUGUCAAUCUACAGCUCCAGUACAAUUAAAGAUCGAUUUAAUAACAGGGGUUUUCUAUUUCAAGAAUCCAACUCCUCUAUUAUUAGAAUAUACACAACAAAUCAAUAGAGCAGAGACAACGACUGAUUUACUCAAAAUUUUACAAAAAUUGAAAUUGGAUAAAAUAACACAAAUACUCAAUAAUAUGUUUGAAAAAACUGGUUGGAUUUGUAGUAAAGCAAUUAAACUGAGCAAAUCAAUUACAACAGACAUUAAAGUCAACAAUAGAACAAAAAAUAAUGAAGAUGACGACCGAAUUUUACAAAGAGACAUGUUUGUUUCUUUACCAAAAUGGCCCAUUAAGUGGUAUUUAGUCCUAUCAAUAAUUUCAUCAGAUUCAUCCUGUAUCAUAGAAAAGAGAAUAGGUAAAAUUGUUUCUAAUAAAGGGAAUUGGGAAUUAAAAUAUUUGGAUCCAAAAAGUAUUCAUUCAUCCAAGAUGGAAUCAAUAACGUACCAAAAAAUAAUGCCUCUACAGAAAUCAAUUUUACACAGAAUCAUAAAUCAUAUGUUAAUAGACUCACUAAACCAGUUGAACAUCCACAACAAGGUUUGCUCCACAGAAGUGAUCAAUUCUGUACUACCAAAAUAUAUUGUUGAAGAUUUACAAAAAGAUAGCUCCGAUGAUAGCAGUGAAGAAUACACUUCUGUCAUUGCAUUGGAAUUACAAUCUUUCUUAGAAGGUUCGAAAGCAUUAAAUGGUAUAUUAGAAAAUUCGAUGUUUUUAAGAAUUGACUAUAAAAAUUCUUUAAUCAGGUUAUAUGCUAAAUUCAAAAAAGAUAAAAUGAUUAAACAAGUUCAGUGUGAGGAGCUGCUAACUCACUUCAUUGAAGAUAAUUCUUUGGACUUCUAUUUAAAUGAAACUUUCAAAAAUCUUGGUGAAAUUGUGAAAUAUUUGACAACAUUUAGGCAAAAACUUAUGCAACUAGUUGUUGUUACAGAUGUUGUUGAUAAGUUGCACAAAAAUUUCUCCUCUGAGUUUUUCAAAAUCACUGAAUUGAAACCUAAUGAAAUUUCCUUCAAAUAUUUAAAAGACCAAGAUACAAAUGACGAUAAACAAGAUUGUACGAUUAAUAUCAUAACCAGCGAACAGAUGGUAAAGAAUCUAACUUUCAAAUUAUCCGAAUCUAACCCACAACAUGUAAUACAACCUUUUAUCAAUAACUCCAGCCUGGAUUAUCACUUCAUCUUUAACUACCUACAAUUCACAUCUUCAUUUUUUAUUACUUUAAGCAAAAUCAUUAAUGAAACUCAACAGAAUACUGUUAAACAUUCACCAACUGUAAGACUCGGAUUACAUAACCUUAGCGAAUAUCAGUUAAUCUACUAUAACCCAGAAUCUGGCACUAAGCUGACUCUUAUAAUUGAAUUGAAAAAUGUCUCCCAUAAUUCCAGAAGUAAGAUCCAUUACUUCAUUCAUUUCUCAGAAGAUGAACACAUCACAACCAAGUCUCUAGCAUACCCUAUGAUUCAUCAAGUAAGCAACCAAAUCUUCACUUUGGAUGCAAAUGCCCAAGCAAAAUCAAGGUAUCCUUUUGCAAUUAGAUUAAUUGAUGGUAUUUCUUGUGAUUCAAGAGAUAUUGAGAAUAUUUUAUCGGAUAUUCAUGAAAUUUUGAAAGUUGAUAGUGACAAAAAGAAUAAUACUAAUUAA
Kazachstania africana CBS 2517 is the source of this 3213-nucleotide messenger RNA. It is a transcript of the gene RGR1, whose product is annotated as Rgr1p. The coding region runs from base 1 to 3213 and encodes 1070 amino acids. The record is from RefSeq and is a predicted model, not a curated record. Gene Ontology annotation, biological process: regulation of transcription by RNA polymerase II. NCBI's taxonomy places the organism in Eukaryota, Fungi, Ascomycota, Saccharomycetes, Saccharomycetales, Saccharomycetaceae. Gene Ontology annotation, cellular component: core mediator complex; mediator complex. The transcript has a single exon. Gene Ontology annotation, molecular function: transcription coregulator activity.